AUGAUUCGUUUCAUCUUCCCGGCGGCAAUGACUCUGCUCGCGUUGACCAUGUUCGGCUCGCCGCUCGAGCUCAUUCCCGGCGUCCCGGUGCCGGUUCCGGUCGCCGAGAGUUGGUACGAGGGCUCCAAGCCGAGUGGGAACGUCGUCGUCGACGACGAAGAUGACGGUAACGACGGACUGAUCUUCCGAAUGAUCCCCCGCAACGAGAUCCCGGCUCAUGUGCCCAUCAGCCGGUGCUCUUUGAUUGAGCUCUACGAGUCGAUCGACAGAGUCUGCGAAAACGGAUUUCUAACAGAGGGUAAGUGACAAAUUGCCGCUCACCUGAAACUGUUCCUAUUGUCCUGUUUUCAGAGCAAGCCUACUCGUGGUGCCGCAAAAAGUAUAGCGACGCCAAGAUGAAAAGGAUCGCUUGCCCGUCGGAAUAG
Messenger RNA from Caenorhabditis sp. 36 PRJEB53466, 425 nucleotides. The record is from the annotation of a GenBank genome assembly. Lineage: Eukaryota; Metazoa; Nematoda; Chromadorea; Rhabditida; Rhabditidae.